Messenger RNA from Zingiber officinale, 2038 nucleotides. Its product is annotated as coatomer subunit delta-1-like. The transcript is spliced from 12 exons. The record is from RefSeq and is a predicted model, not a curated record. The coding region runs from base 220 to 1791 and encodes 523 amino acids. NCBI's taxonomy places the organism in Eukaryota, Viridiplantae, Streptophyta, Magnoliopsida, Zingiberales, Zingiberaceae. Gene Ontology annotation, biological process: retrograde vesicle-mediated transport, Golgi to endoplasmic reticulum; endoplasmic reticulum to Golgi vesicle-mediated transport; Golgi localization. Gene Ontology annotation, cellular component: cytosol; COPI vesicle coat.
GUGCAUUUAUUUUUAGUAUUUCACCUGCCGUUUCUCUCCUCGUGUCUUCUCCUGCCGCACUGGCCCUUUCGCUCUUGGCGCUCGAGUUGGACGGAUCUCUGCUCUAACUCACACCCUUCGGAUCUUAGGCCUUUUGAGAGAUCUGGUUGCCUUUUUGGACGAAGAUCUUCCUCCAUUGUACUUGGCUCUGUAACUGCUCGGGAUUCAAUUUCUUUCACAAUGGUUGUCCUUGCUGCUUCCAUCAUGACUAAGACAGGAAAAGUGUUAGUUUCUAGGCAGUUUGUGGACAUGUCUCGAAUAAGGAUAGAGGGACUACUUGCUGCUUUCCCUAAGUUGGUGGGAACUGGAAAGCAGCACACGUUUGUGGAGACUGAGAAUGUCCGGUAUGUGUACCAACCAAUAGAAGCACUUUAUCUUCUACUGGUUACAAAUAAACAAAGUAAUAUUCUUGAAGAUUUGGACACACUAAGACUCUUGUCAAAACUUGUUCCUGAAUAUUCACCCUCGUUGGAUGAAGAGGGUGUUUGUAAGAUGGCUUUUGAGUUGAUUUUUGCUUUUGAUGAAGCCAUUUCACUAGGUAACAAAGAAAAUUUGACUGUUUCACAAGUUAAACAAUACUGCGAAAUGGAGAGCCAUGAAGAAAAAUUGCAUAAGUUGGUCAUGCAAAGCAAAAUCAAUGAGACUAAGGAUAUCAUGAAACGGAAAGCAAGUGAGAUCGACAAAAGCAAGAUUGAAAAGAACAGAGGUGAUAAAGGAGGAUAUAUGUCUUUCUCUGGCCCUAGAAAAAUUGAAAGUACUUUUAGUGACAUGAGCAUUUCCAGUUCUGGAAGUGGUUUUGGCAGUGGGUCUGGAAUUGGAUUGAGCACUGAUGUGGAAUCCUUUUCUAGUAAGCCUAAAGGCCGUCCAUCUGCAUCUGCUACUGCUCCCUCCAAAGGACUUGGUAUGAAGUUAGGGAAAACACAAAAGACAAAUCAGUUUUUGGAGUCCUUAAAAGCUGAAGGAGAAGUUUUUCUUGAGGAUGUGCAACCAACUGUUGCUCAAUCAAAGCCAUCUCUUCCACCAACUGAUCCUGUCACAUUGUCCAUUGAAGAGAGAUUAAAUGUUGUCAUCAGGAGAGAUGGCGGUCUUAAUAACUUCGAUGUCCAGGGAACACUUUCCCUGCAAAUCCUUAACCAGGAAGAUGGAUUUGUUCAACUUCAGAUUGAAAACCAAGAUGUUCCUGGCCUUAACUUCAAAACCCAUCCUAAUAUCAACAAAGAGUUAUUCAACAGCAAGCAUAUUGUAGGUUUGAAAGAUCCCAACAGGCCAUUCCCUACUGGUCAAAAUGAUGUUGGGCUUAUGAAGUGGAGAAUUCAGGGCAUGGAUGAAGCUUCUCUUCCUUUGACUGUUAAUUGCUGGCCUUCUGUUUCUGGUGGUGAAACUUAUGUGAACAUAGAGUAUGAAGCAUCUGAGAUGUUUGACCUGCAACAUGUCAUAAUCUCCAUACCACUUCCUGCACUUAGGGAGCCACCAAGUGUAAGACAGAUAGAUGGUGAAUGGAAGUAUGACUCAAGAAAUUCAACAUUAGAUUGGUCUAUUCUUCUUAUUGAUCCUUCUAAUCGCAGUGGAUCCAUGGAAUUUGUUGUACCUCCCGCAGAUUCAUCAGUAUUUUUCCCCAUUACUGUGAGAUUUACUGCUGCAAGCACAUAUGGUGAUGUUAAGGUUGUAAAUGUCAUACCACUGAGAAACAAUGCUCCUCCGAAAUACUCGCAGAGGAUUCAGCUGAUCACCGACACCUACCAGGUUAUUUGAAUCAUGAUAAAUAUGUUAAGAGUGUUGGGAACCUCAGUUUGCUAGAGUCAAUGCCAACUUAUAGGAACCAUCCUGAUAUUUCUCCUAAGAGUCCUCAUAGGACAUGUAAGCUACUUGACAAGGUACAUUUUACCUUUUCUGCUCUUCAAUAUUUUACCUUCCUAUAAGGAUCAGUUUGUCUAAAAUGUUGAUUAUUUCGAACCUAUCGCCGCAAUUAAUGAUCAAUCAGUGUAUGGGCCGGUCCAAA